AUGCAUGUACAGACAUCCAAUUGGAGAUUCUCAGGCGAGAAAGAUUCUUCGCCAUAUCUAUUUCGACAAGAUCCUCCACCGAAGCUCAAAGAACUUCCAUAUUGGAGCCUUCUCAAACUUCCAGAUUUGUGUUGCUACAAAGCCAUUGGAACAAGACGUGAAAUCUCAUUGACUUGA
Molecule: messenger RNA, 177 nt
Organism: Sclerotinia sclerotiorum 1980 UF-70
Lineage: Eukaryota; Fungi; Ascomycota; Leotiomycetes; Helotiales; Sclerotiniaceae
Exons: 4
Coding region: 1-177 (58 amino acids)
Source: RefSeq, a predicted model, not a curated record